Molecule: messenger RNA, 1626 nt
Organism: Amoebophrya sp. A120
Lineage: Eukaryota; Dinophyceae; Syndiniales; Amoebophryaceae
Source: the annotation of a GenBank genome assembly
GGGCGGGGAGGCGCUGGGGGACACAAAAAACAGUAUCCUGUGCAAAAGUAUCGCACGUAGCAUAAAUUGCAUUACAAAUUAGGUUAGCCUAACAGAUGGACUCUGUAAUGCUGUUUUUGCUAAGGAAGGCGAUUUGUCAUGCAUAUUUGCCAUUAGUUCGAGUGCGAUACUUUUGCAACUGAUAAACACGACGGGCUGCCAAUUUCGAACUUCCACGACACGCGCGAGGAUUUAUAGCACAAGAAACUACAACUCCGGCUGCUUCAUUCGCAUGUGGAGAUACUGACCCUAAUUUGUGCUGGGAGGACGCGGUCCUCUAUAUAUCCUCUAUAUGGAGUUUUUGGUGUACAUCAUCACACAUGGAAGUACCCUCUUCACCAUACUGUAGUACCCAAAGAAGUUCAAAGCCUUCUCGUUCUUCUUCCAAGUAACUCUUUUUCCUACAAUUCUUUCGCUACUACUUUUCGCACGGCGAGGCCGAGGGCUAUCUUCCUCUGAUCUGCGCCGCGAUAGUUGGUACUGUGCAAAAAAUCCCCCACAGCAAAAAAUCAAUCUGAUGAAUUCGACGCAUUUUGAUAUUUACCUCACGGCACGACCGGAAGCUGUUGGCAUUGUCUGUCUUCUUUAUUCAUGUAUUAAGUCUCACCCGAAACCGAAUUGAUGAUUUAUCAACCUAGUAAGCUCACCUCAAGCUGUACUAGGCCGUGCUGUUGUUGCCCGAGGACCCACGUCUUUCGCAGCUUGGGUAGACGAUUCACGUCCAGCACAUCAGCAGGUAUCAAAUGUAAAAAUGUCUGGGUCUGGAAGAUUCUGAGACUUGUCAUGCAUGUUUUGCAUGACCAAGGAUGUCUGUAAUGCACGACCUAGCAUCCCAGAUUUUUAGAGGGCUUCCUGAUGCCUACUCCGCAUGACAAACGCCCUUCCCGCUUAGCACAAAUCAGACUCCUCUUGCUGGUCAUGCAAUACAGAUUUUUUUUACCUUCCAAAGACAGCAUCACAAGUUGCAACCUUCCAGACCCAGACACUUUUACAUUUGAUAGCAGGCGCCAGCUACUUAGACUUACCGAGUUUCACUUCUAGUACACGUAAACGCAAUUUCAAAGAAAAUUCGCUUCCCACUGUGGUCCCUGUCGGGUGCAGCAGCAUGGGACUACUUAAGCACUUAGAUGCGGUUCUACUCCUCGCAUCGUCUUGGAAUUUAUUUCCUUCUUUCGGAAAUGAACUGAUGAUCAUGAAUUUCCUACCUGUAGUUAUGCUGUAGUUGUGGAAAGAAAUCAAAAUUCGAAAAUCAAAAUGUGGUCUUACCGUUGGACGAGCAAAAAUGUUGUACCAAAAACUGAUACUGACAAAUGAAUUUUUACAACAUGUAUCAAAACGGAACUAGUACAACGACCCAUCUUCUCAAUUCAGAGUCAUGAAGCGAAACAACCAAGGAAGGUAGUAGCUUCAUCGCUGCGGCGGCUGCUCUACUAUUUCUUGUACUCGACUCAGGUGAUUUCUGAUAUUUCUGGUCUGCUAUAGUGCCAAGGAGAAUGAAGGACUGUCUCGCGGUCCUAUGGUCUGGUCGUGAUGUAGUUCUGUUGCGACGCCGCGAUGGAUCGAAGUCACGCUCUUUUUCGAGUGGAG